This is a messenger RNA of Juglans microcarpa x Juglans regia, 1274 nucleotides long. RefSeq names its product pollen receptor-like kinase 1. Gene Ontology annotation, molecular function: ATP binding; protein kinase activity. Bases 377 to 985 code for a protein of 202 amino acids. The transcript is spliced from 5 exons. Gene Ontology annotation, biological process: protein phosphorylation. The record is from RefSeq and is a predicted model, not a curated record. NCBI's taxonomy places the organism in Eukaryota, Viridiplantae, Streptophyta, Magnoliopsida, Fagales, Juglandaceae.
ACUUUAAUGGCAAAGCAGCCAUUAGAGAAUAUGGGACUAAAUGGUUUCAUUGAUGUGGACUUGCUCGGGUUACUGUCGAAUUUGAGAACUAUAAGCUUUAUGAAGAACAACUUUGAUGGUCCAUUGCCAGAUUUAAAGAAACUCAGUGCAUUAAGGUCUGUGUAUUUAUCAAACAACAAUUUUUCUGGGGAGAUUCCUUAUGAUGCUUUUUCGGGUAUGUUGCGGUUGAAGAGACUGCAUUUGGCUCAUAAUCAGUUUGCUGGUAGUAUUCCUACAUGAUUGAUAACUUUGCCAAAGCUUUUGGAGUUAAGGCUUGAGGAUAACCAUUUUGAUGGUCAGAUACCAGAUUUUCAACAGGCGUCAUUGAAUUAUUUUUAUGUAUCGGGCAAUGAAUUGGAGGGUCCAAUUCCAAAUAGCCUUAAGUGGGAUGGAUUCAAGCUCCUUCUCUGGAAAUUUAGAGCUAUGUGGAAAGCCUAUGGGUAAUUGUGACAAAUGCUCAAUUCCAAGUAUCCUAGUGAUUGUUAUACUUGCAACGAUGGCAACAGUCGGCAUAAAUAUAGUGGUCUUCAUCAACCACAAGAGGCAACCAUCUUUAUUGACAAAGGCUCCAGUACAGCCAUCAAACUUGCAAAAGAAAUCAGGCAUAAAGGCAUCGAGCGAAUCAGGGAAAGACUCAACAAACUGCAGUGGAAAUACCAAGAAGGUUGCGGGUGUGAAGCUGACCUUUGUCAGGGGAGAUAGGGAGAAGUUUGAUAUGCAGGAAUUGCUUAAAGCCUCAGCUGAGAUAUUGGGCAGUGGAUCCUUUGGGUCUUCUUACAAGGCUGCCUUGCACAAUGGACAGGUGAUGGUUGUGAAGCGGUUCAAACAAAUGAAUAAUUUGGGGAAAAAGGAGUUUCAAGAGCAUAUGAGCAAGCUAGGGAGGUUGAGACACCCAAAUCUGCUUCCUCUGGUGGCUUACUACUAUAGGAAAGAAGAGAAGCUCUAGGCAUUUGACUCUGUACAGAAGGCCAGCUUGGCCGUUCAUCUACAUGGUACUGAUCUUCUCUCUAAAAUAUGUUUGCUCACAUGUGCAUGUAUAUUAGUUCAUGAAUUGGUAGGCCCUCUAUAUAUGUUUCUUUAUAAACAUAGCAUUUUUGUCAUGCAUGUAUACAUACAUAUAAUUUCUGCCUCUGUUUUGUAAUCACUUUCAAUGUGUUCACUGACAUAAUUUUCAAUGCAAAGAAGCACUAUCACAUUGUCCAAUUAUACCAAUAGUCCUUCUAAUUAUAAAGCCA